CACACAGCGCGGAUGAGUUGCAGCACAUGACUAGUGCUCUGGCUUCAACAGCGGCCAAAUUCGGCCUCACCAUCAACACAAGCAAAACUGUCUGUCACUUUCAGACUUCACCGGAGGUGCAGACUUCAGUAUUGCCGCGAAUCAGCAUUGGUGCUGAGGUAUUGGAAAGCACCUCCCGCUUCUGCUACCUUGUAAUUGUGGUAUCGACUGAUCAGCAGUGAGCUUCGUAUCCGCGUGUCGAAGGCAGCGGCGGCAUUCGGGAAGGAUGAGUACCGAGUGUGGAACAACCAUCGGCUGACCAUCACCAAACUGAUGGUGUACAAAUCCAUGGUGCUGUCCGUUCUUCUAUAUGGCAGUGAAACGGAUGAUGUCCGGUGGGAUGUGCGAUACCUCGAGCGGUUCCAUCAGCAGUGUUUGCGACGGAUUUUGUGCAUCGGUUGGGGGGACAGAGUUGCUGACACGGAAGUGUUACGCCAAAGUGAAUGUAUGCAGUGGACUGCAUACUUUUGCUGAGACAUCUGCGGUGACUUGGUCAUGUGAGCCGUGUGGAUUCAACGCGGAUAGCGAAACGACUAUUAUGUGGUCAGCUGAGUAUUUGGAAGCGGCAUGUGGGGAAACCAAACAGAUGUUACCAGGACAUGAUCAAAGUGAGCCUGUUCCGUUCUAAUUUUGAUUGCUGGUCAUGGGAAUCGAAGGCGAAUGAUCGGCGUGCAUGGCGCGGUCUAAUCACGUAGACAGUUACCGAAGUGCGGGAAAAAGACCUCAUACAUGCAGAGAAGAAGCGGCAUGUGCGGGAUCGGCAAGCACCGAUGGGUUGUACUCCAUCGACAUCAAGCGCAUGGUACUGUAGCACAUGCGGUCGCGAGUGCCUGAGUCAGGCAGGCUUAGUGAGCCAUGAGCGAGGCCACUCGGGACCACUACCGAAGCGACGACGGGUCUUGCAGAGAACGUAGGCAUAACCGGCGCAGCGUUUGUAGGCGCGCUGCAUUCGAUUUACUAACCGCUUGCUUGCAUGCAAAGUCUAUUUAUUUCAGGUGUCUUAUCCUCCCUGCUCUCAUUUGAAACGAAAUGAAUCCUUCUGAAUUGGAGUUUUUGGCAGAUGAUGAACCCAUACAAUCCAUACCCCGAUUCAAAAUGGAAGCCAUCCAGUUAUUUCCUUAUUCAGUCGGCCCGUUCUUUCCCAAUGUUGUGAUCACAACUCCGAUGUGGGUCGCCUUGUUUCUAAGGCAACAACAAAAAUGCCGCAUCAUUCCACCUGAUUGGCUGACUGUUGAGAAAUUAAGUGACUGCAAGGAAGCCGAAGAAUCGGAAUCUGGUUGCACUCAGCCUCCUCAUCGCCAGUACAUGGAGUUAGCAAAUCUAUUGCUGCAACAUGCUCCCGAGGACUUACAAAAGUAUGUAAGUUGAAGAAUUCGACGCCUAUUCGUCACACGCUUUGAUCCCUCACAUCUGCUAGGACAAUGCGAUGCUACGUAUCCUCCACACGUCGAUCGAUUAAUCAAAGUUUGCUUGGCUAAUCAUCAGCAGACAUUUUAGUAUUUUUGUCAGGUAGCAGCCGUCGCAGUGACUCCCCCUUAUUUGCUAAUCUCCAUGGCUUUGUUGGCUCUAUGUCUAGUUGCUAGACUGUUGACAUUACAUACAUACAGCAACCGAAGUUACUUAUUGUUCUGUUUGAAUCACUGCAAUAACUUCAUCGUACAUUCCUCACUGUUGCCGGAUCACUCUUCAUAUUUAGCAUCCAGAAGCGAAAGUAAGGAUGUACCACUUUAUCGAAUCGCAUUCUGUUGCUGAGAAACUUGGUGUUGCUAAGCCAUACAACAUCCAGGUUCUGUAAUCAUAGUUCUUC
Messenger RNA from Dicrocoelium dendriticum, 1846 nucleotides. The record is from the annotation of a GenBank genome assembly. Lineage: Eukaryota; Metazoa; Platyhelminthes; Trematoda; Plagiorchiida; Dicrocoeliidae.